Molecule: messenger RNA, 750 nt
Organism: Papaver somniferum (opium poppy)
Lineage: Eukaryota; Viridiplantae; Streptophyta; Magnoliopsida; Ranunculales; Papaveraceae
Exons: 1
Coding region: 1-750 (249 amino acids)
Source: RefSeq, a predicted model, not a curated record
AUGGUACUUAUGGUACUAUUUAUUUGUUGGUCUGGUACUAUUUAUUUGUUGGUCUACGUGGAUGACAUCAUAGUUACUGGAUCCAACACCACAGGUAUCACUUCCAUUCUCACUCGUCUACAACAUGAAUUUGCGAUUAAAGAUCUUGGUUCCUUGUCUUAUUUUCUUGGCAUUAAGGAGACUCGUACUUCUUCGGGUUUAUUUCUUUCUCAACAACGUUAUGCUCAUGAUCUUCUUAUUCGAGCAAAAAUGGAUGGAGUCAAACCAAUUCAAACUCCACUUAGUACUUCUGGUGAUAUUUCUUUUGAUCGUAGCACUUUAUUAUCUGAUGCUACUGAAUACCGUAGUAUUGUUGGAGCUUUGCAAUAUUUGACAUUUACUCGUCCGGAUCUUGCAUAUGUUGUCAAUAAAGUAUGUCAGUUUAUGCAUGCUCCUACCAAGUUUCAUUGGAGUUUAGUUAAGCGAAUACUUCGUUAUCUCAAGCAUACAACUAAUUUUGGUAUACUUCUUCGGCCAUCGCCUUCUCUACAAUUAUCCUUCGGUGCAUAUACUGAUUCUGAUUGGGCUGGUUCUCUUGAUGAUCGUUGUUCUACUUUUGGUAACACCCAUUACGCUUGCGGGAGGGUGUUAAUACAGCAUCUAGUACGUGUACAUUGUGACCCAACAUUGUACACGGUAAUCUCUUGGCUACCAAGUUUGUUCUCCUGUAUAUUUAGAAAUCAAAACCAAUUGGGAAAAACUUUACCUUGA